This is a messenger RNA of Leptomonas pyrrhocoris, 723 nucleotides long. RefSeq names its product D-lactate dehydrogenase-like protein. Bases 1 to 723 code for a protein of 240 amino acids. The record is from RefSeq and is a predicted model, not a curated record. Gene Ontology annotation, biological process: lactate catabolic process. Gene Ontology annotation, cellular component: mitochondrion. The transcript has a single exon. Lineage: Eukaryota; Euglenozoa; Kinetoplastea; Trypanosomatida; Trypanosomatidae. Gene Ontology annotation, molecular function: D-lactate dehydrogenase (cytochrome) activity; D-lactate dehydrogenase (NAD+) activity; FAD binding.
AUGGCGACACCUGCAGCCUAUCAAAUCGAACCGCUGGAGGCUCGCCAGAAGAAGUACGCCCACUGCAUCGAGGAGCUCCGCAAGGUGCUGAAGAACCCGGAGAAGCAACUCGUUCUCGAUCACAAGAAGCUGCUGCGCUUCGGCAUCGAUGAGUCUCCGCUGGAUCCCGUGGCACCUGCGGCUGCGGUGCUGCCCUCCACCAUCGAGGAGGCCGCCGCUGUAGUGAAGCUCUGCGCUAGCUUGCGCGUGCCCAUGACGCCCAGCGGUGCUCGCACUGGACUGGAGGGCGGUGCGAUCCCCUUCGCUGGUGGUGUCGUGAUUGACACGGUGAAUCUGAAGCGCAUGGACUUCGACGUGGAGAACGCGUGUGUGUGGGUGGGCGCGGGUGUGAAGAAGCUCGCGCUGAACAGGGAGUGUACGAAGCGUGGCUUCCUGUUCGGCCCUGAUCCCGCCUCCAACCCGUCGGUCGGUGGAAUGGUGUCGACGUCCGGCAGCGGCAUGUCGACGCUGCGCUACGGCACGACGCGGGAGAACGUGAUUUCGCUGAAGGUUGUGACGCCGGCGGGGGAUGUGUUGCAGACACGGCAGGUGGUGCGCAAGUCCUCUGCCGGGCUGGAGCUGACGCAGCUGUACAUUGGGUCGGAGGGCACGCUGGGCAUCAUCUGCGAGGUCUGUUUCCGCCUGUUUCCGUUGACCAAGUACUGUAGACGCUUUCGGGGUUGA